This is a messenger RNA of Populus nigra (black poplar), 1140 nucleotides long. RefSeq names its product nudix hydrolase 12, mitochondrial-like. The record is from RefSeq and is a predicted model, not a curated record. Gene Ontology annotation, molecular function: pyrophosphatase activity. The transcript is spliced from 5 exons. Gene Ontology annotation, cellular component: nucleus; cytoplasm. Bases 371 to 1036 code for a protein of 221 amino acids. NCBI's taxonomy places the organism in Eukaryota, Viridiplantae, Streptophyta, Magnoliopsida, Malpighiales, Salicaceae.
GUCUAAUGAGAAUUCAGAAACCGCUAUUUCCCUGAAGGAGCAUAGCCAGCAAUUCCAUGUUUUGCAACUUGUCUGAUACGUCGAGUCAUUCAGUUCUUCAGUUGCCAUUAUUGACCGCACGGUUACGCACUUUCCCUUUUUAAACACCUCUCUUUCGUUUAGCUUACUUCUCUUAUACAUCGUCGUUGGUGUCAACCUCAAUCUUUUUUAUCUAUUUUUGCUUGCUACCCACAGAUAGUUCUUCCAUCGCUAAAGGGAAAGGGCAAGGCAAGCAUUUUAUGCAGUGCUUGAACUUGUUACUCCUGCUAGAUUUUUGUCAUUUUCUUUGUUUCUAUAUUUUCUACUGUUAGUAAACCAAGGAUACAUCAUCAUGUCUGCUUUGUUAGCAAGAACAGGAAGACACAGACAACGUUACGUGGAUCAAUUUAGGCUUGUGGCCGGGUGCAUUCCCUUCAAACUUGAAAAUAAUGUUGAGGAUCAAGGCAGCAAUGUGGAGGAUAGGGUUCUUGUUCUCAUGAUUUCAACACCAAAACGUGAUGAUCUUGUGUUCCCAAAAGGUGGAUGGGAGAAUGAUGAGACCCUUGAUGAAGCUGCAUGUCGUGAAGCCAUCGAGGAAGCUGGAGUGAAAGGGAUACUUGAUGAAAAUCCAUUGGGAGUCUGGGAGUUCCGAAGCAAGAGUAGCCAGGAUAGCUGCAGCCUUGCAGGAGGGUGUCGAGGCUAUAUGUUUGCGCUGCAGGUGACUGAAGAGCUUGACCACUGGCCUGGACAGGCUAGUUACAACAGGAAAUGGCUGACACUACACGAAGCAUUUGAACACUGCCGGUACGAUUGGAUGAGAGAUGCUCUGAAACAUUUUCUGACUUCUCUUCUGAGAAGCAAGGACCUUGGUAGAAGAGCAGAUCUGGCAAAGAUUCAUAUGAUUCCAGUUUCCGAUAACGAGGAGGAGAGAGCAAUGAUGUCACCAAACUACUUGGUAAGACCAUCUGGGGUCCAGCACCUUGAGGAGUCCUCUAGUAAUUGUGUUGUGCAGGUUUAACGAGUCCUAUAAGAUUGCCGUUUCCAAUUGUACAGAUUUCAUAUUGCUCAAACUGAAUGAAUAAAUCAUCUGAUAUGCAUCCAUUCACUUCUCGUUUUCGAAAA